CAAAGAAUAUACUAAAGCAUUGACGGAUGCGGAGGGCCAGUUUUCUUCAACAUUGGAAGAUGACGUACAAUCACAGCUGACAAAAUUCAAGGAAGAAAUCUCGGAACAGAAGGGCACUCAAACUAAGAGUAUUUCAGCUAAUCUAGCUUAUAUCAAAGAUUUGAUGUUUCUUAAAGUGAAGAAAGUAGAAGAUGAUGCUGAGGAUGAUGUAGAAGAUGAUGCUGAGUAUGAUAUAGAAGAUGUGAAUGAGUCUCUUAGAACAAUGACCGAAGAGGGUCCUGGAAAAUAUGCAGUGUUUGCUCUUUUCGUCCUGAUCUGUAUUAUACUGGGACUACUGGUACUAACAGUACUCAUUGGCUUACUCUCCACUGUAUUCGGCUGCUGUAAGGUAAGUGACGAUGUUCUGCCUACAGAGCGUGACUCUGGCCCCUGUGGAAACCUCCUGAUGUGUACCAGUUACUGCUCUGUAAUACUGUGCGCGUUUGCCACUCUCGUCGCUGCAAUCCUUGUUACUGUUGUUAUUGCCAGUGAGGGAACUUGCAAGCAAUACAGCGAUGGCAAGCUUAUUGGAGGGUUGGAAGACGUGGGGGAGGCACUUGGACAAGAUUUAGAUCUUGAUGAAAUGUUGAUAACUGUGCUGAAAUUAGGGGAUGAUCAAACUAUGAAUAUAGAAAAUGUGCUGGAGUUAUGCUCUCAGAAUGAAACAUUCUUUAAAGCUUUAGACUUAAAACAAGACACUAACCUGUUUGGGAUGUUCAGCUUCAACUCUAUGAAAGACGAAGUUGACAAACAAAUUGCUACCUUUAAUGUUGAAGACGCUCUAAAAGAUUUGGAUUUCGAACCAGAGCUGUUAAGUGACGAGGCAAAGGCAGAUAUAACGAGUAGUAAGAACUCUUUAAAUGAUUACGACUUUGCUGCUAUGAAGACAACUGUGGCCGACACAGAGACCACUGCGAUUACCUCUGAGAAAAUGGAUGAAUAUAUCACUGAAAUAGGAAAACUCAAAGUACAGUACACAUACAUGGCUGAAUGUGAAACUGCUUUGACAGAUAUCAAAGACACUAAAAUACCAGCUGUGGAAACUAGUAAGGCUGCACUAGAUGCUCCACUGAGCAAUAUGAUUACCAUUAAGACCAAUAUAGUGACAAAAAUAGACGAGUUAUUAGAUGCGAUUGGAAAAAUGGAUGACAGAUUCAAUUCAGAUGAUUUCAGCAUCAAAAGCAUUGUCUUGGAGGAAGUGAACAAAGCCAUAGACAAGGCUAAAACACUGGUGUCCGAGUUUAUAGACUUCCUGUACGGCCAGUUUAGGACGAGUAUCGGUAACUGCCAGCCGAUUCCAGCUGUGUAUCACACAAUUCUCAACUACACCUGUGAUGGAAUCCUUAUUCAUAUUACCCUGCUGUACUGUGGAUUGUCACUAGUUGGGAUCUCCUUGCUGUUCUACAUGUGUGUAUCACGGUGUCUGGCCCGCUACUUUAUAAAGUUUAGUCAACUCCACCCUGAAGACGAGGGAGGAAAUGGAUGCCGACUAGAAGCAUCUAGAAGGUGGUCAAGUUCACGAGUCAGUGGAACUAAGUCCGGCUACUCCGGAAAAAGGAGUGCGAGGGACGGACAAAGAGUGCUCAUAACAUCUCCAACACUUGAUGUGUCCGUGCCGGCUGACGAUAUCAUUCUCAUAUCAAACCCUACACUUACCAGAAAUACUGUCCGAACGUCCGUACCCAACCUGCCCCACACCACAUCACACCACAAGUCACCUCCGCCGUACGGUGAACAGCAGUUCGUCACGCACAUACCUGAUACGCCGCGCGCACGUGCAUCCAUCCUCCCACCACUUGAAAACAUGAUGGACUUCGCCAGUGAUACCAGUAGCUUCUAAUAUAAGUAUGAUAGAGACGAAGUUCUAGCGAAGGAGGAUCAUGGCGACUUUUUUACUCACCUAAAUUCGGAGGAGUUUACGUUCAGUUUGUAAAUUUAUUUGUAGCACACAGACGCCACAUAACACUACAAGAUAUGUCUCCUGUGAUAUAGUUGUGCGCCCUGGUAGCUUAGUUACUAGCGGUUACUAACAGUUACUAGCGGUAGUGACGCUGAACACUGGUUACUGGACGUAACUCUGAUCAUGUUUAUUUGUUAUCCUUCUUGGUUGUUGAUGCUCCAGAUAUCUCGGGGACUGCGCGAUAAGUUUAAUAUUCCACAAACUAGUUACAUUUUUACUGUAUAUUAGUAGUCUUCUCAGAGUGUUUUUAUUGGACUUUCCUGAUCAGAUGCACGUUGCUACUUUGCAUGUGGGCAGAAAUUUCAAGUAGGCAUCGCUAUCCCUCGAUUAUUCUCGAAAUUAUGACGCUGUUUUCUGUUUAAACAAUUUCUAAUGAUUUAUUAAAAGUAAUCAGAUUAAGCAUUGAAUAAGAAUUAGCGAUAAGAGCCAAUGAUACUGCAUUGAAUGAAAGCUGGUCUGAAGAAUUAAAAUUGGACACUAUA
Molecule: messenger RNA, 2481 nt
Organism: Bolinopsis microptera
Lineage: Eukaryota; Metazoa; Ctenophora; Tentaculata; Lobata; Bolinopsidae
Exons: 15
Coding region: 164-1879 (571 amino acids)
Cellular component (GO): membrane
Source: RefSeq, a predicted model, not a curated record